UGAAAAGCAAACUUCAUUGUUAAUAAACAACAAAGACCGGUCGCCACAAAAUAAAUAUAUCAAUUUACUUUGCCCAAUUUAAUUAUUUUGGAUCUCACAUAACAUUUAGGGAUUAUGUAAAUUAUUAACGGAUUGGACUUAUUAAUCUUAUCCAUAAGAUUUCGUUAUAAAAAGUAAAUUUUGCAACUCAACAUAAACUUGUAGAAAUGGGAGAUGGUGACGCAAACGAUACAAUCAAUGUAGCCGCGGAUCCACAAGCACCUGUUACUCGCGACCUAAAGGUUUCUAAUCUGCUUUUGACUGAUAAAGGUUGCCCUUAUUGCCCGGCAAAAUAGAAAUAGCUCAGCUUGAACUGAUUAUUGGCCUAUUAGGGACUCACACAAAUUUGGCCAUCUGGCCAAAUUUUCCAAAAACGCCAUCCAUACAAAAUAUCACUCUUAAACAACAGCCCUAUAACAAUCUCAAACCAAAGUUUCAAUAUCUGUCAGUAGCAGAUUUAAGACUUUUAAAUUUUCUUUUUAUGCUACAGAAGGCAUGGCCACCUUGGAAAUGCUAUUAACCAAAAUACCCAUUAAAACGGAAAAGCAGGCAUUGAAAAUUCUCGAUAUAUGUUCUAAAAAGCAAUUUAUUAAUGCUGAAGAGGAAAUCUGCAAGGUACAAGCAAAAAAAUCUUUCACCGAAGAACGUUAUGGUAAUGCUUUGGAAUGGGCGAUAAGAUCUAGGGAUACUUUGUAUGUUACGUCUAUCGCCGACUACCUACUAAAGCACUACGUUCAGACGGGGGAUAUAUUAUGUCCUGACGUUAUAGCUAACAUAGGAGCAAAAAUGUUCAUUUCACCGCGAUUAGUGUUUUUGGCGAAAUACUUUGAUUUCUAUCAAUUUUACAGAAAGAAAGAUUUACUUCCUGCCGCUGAGCUGCUGCUAAACUUAUUAGAAUCUGAAAUUAUUCCAGAAUAUUUUUGGCCUUCUUUAUUGGUUGAUACCAUACCUUUACUGGAAUCGAAGGAUCCGAAAAUUUUCUUCAAAGAGACUUGCUGUAUAUUACAGCACUUAGAGAGCAACUUAAUGCCGCUGAUUGAAAAGAAGAAAAAACAUAUGGAAAAACAUCCGAAUGAGCCAAUCAAUAUCCUUAAACACUAUCGCCUUGAUAAUGUCGAACAAAUUGUUAACCUGCUGCGUUUAGCCUGCGCCCGAAACCUGUCCCGUGCUAUUAUUAUAGAAAACACACUAAUAAAUUGA
This is a messenger RNA of Glossina fuscipes, 1239 nucleotides long. RefSeq names its product nuclear pore complex protein Nup75-like. NCBI's taxonomy places the organism in Eukaryota, Metazoa, Arthropoda, Insecta, Diptera, Glossinidae. Gene Ontology annotation, cellular component: nuclear pore outer ring. The record is from RefSeq and is a predicted model, not a curated record. Bases 535 to 1239 code for a protein of 234 amino acids. The transcript is spliced from 4 exons. Gene Ontology annotation, molecular function: structural constituent of nuclear pore. Gene Ontology annotation, biological process: mRNA export from nucleus; positive regulation of DNA-templated transcription; protein import into nucleus.